CUGCGUUAAUUUUUUUAUUGGUCUACGCUCUAUCUGAAGUGACGAGCCUUGGGGUAUAAAUACAGCCGUCCUGUCAUCAACGAUGAAGGAUUUGGGACCCUGACACUCUCUUCCUGUAAAAACGUCAAAGGCCUAUCCUAUCGGAUCCCACACCAUGUCCGCCUACUGGCAAGUUCAAGCUCGCAAAGCUCAGGAUAUUCUCCAACAGUCUAUCCCAAAGCAAUGGCUCAUACCUACCGACAAACUUCCCUCGGCAGACGAGCUUCAUGUAGAGGACUUUCCGCACAAGAGUGGACUCCUCACUGAAAGAGAACUUAAUAUUACGGAAACGUCCGCCACAUCUCUUGUCAAGGAUAUGGGAGAGGGAAAACUCAGUGCCGAGGAGGUGGUGGUAGCCUUCCUGAAAAGGGCUGUUAUAGGCCAUCAGUUGCUUAACUUCGCCACAGAAUUCAUGGCUGAAAAAGCCAUUGCGAGAGCUAAGGAGCUAGACAGGCACUAUAAAGAGACUGGGAAAUUGAUAGGUCCUCUGCACGGAGUCCCGAUUAGUGUCAAGGAACACAUUGGAAUCAAAGGGCUAACAUUGCAUGGAGGUUACGCUGCUUGGGUUGACGAUAUUGCAGCAGACGAUGCCAUUCUUCUCCAAUAUCUCGGGAAAGCUGGUGCAGUCUUCCAUGUCCGAACCAAUCAGCCACAAUCUCUCAUGCAUCUCUGCUGCAGCAACAACCUUACUGGGACUACUUUAAACCCCUACAACCGAAAGCUGAGCCCCGGAGGCUCUUCUGGUGGGGAGGGGGCGUCUAUGGCAUUCAAAUGUGCACCUCUAGGAAUCGGAACAGAUAUUGGCGGCUCGAUCCGAGCCCCAGCGGCAUUCUGUGGUGCUUAUGGUUUCCUUCCAACAGCACGACGAAACCCUUGUAUUGGGAUAAAGGCCCCCUCGCUUGGAAAUGAGUCUAUUCUAGGUGCUAUUGGCCCACUUGCGAGUCAAUCAAUUGAAGAUCUUAACUUAUUCCAGCGUGCGGUUAUUGACCAGGAGCCUUGGGACAUAGAUAUAUCACUGGCACCAGUCCCUUGGAGAAGAGUGAAGCCAACUAAGGAGAUGACAAUCGGAAUUAUGUGGGAUGAUGGGUGUGUCCGCCCGCACCCUCCCGUGACCCGAGCUCUAAAGCACGCACAGGAGAAACUUCAAACAGCUGGGAUCAAAGUUGUUGACUGGGAGCCAUACAAACAUGCUCACGGUUGGGAGAUAGUUUCUUCUCUCUAUUUCCCUGAUGCAGCCGCCAGUCAACGAGCCAUCCUUGCACAGGCUGGGGAACCGAUUUUACCUCUCACCGAAUGGGCCCUUCAAUAUGGUCCCAAAACUCCUUUGACUGUACGCGAGAAUUGGGAGCUUAACUUGCAGCGCGAAGUAUAUCGAUCUGAAUACCACGCCCUUAUGAAGUCCCGCGGAGUUGACUUUGUUUUAUGCCCCUCGUAUGUUGGUGUUGCACCGGUAUUGGGUGAACCCCACUACUGGAAUUACACCGCGAUUUGGAACAUCCUUGAUCAGCCUGCUGCAGUCUUCCCGAGUGGAUUAACUGUAGAUCCAGCAUUGGAUGCAGUGCCAGAAUAUCAACCUCGAAGUGCAGUUGAUGAACGUGAGUGGAAGAACUAUGCCCCCGAGAGAUACGCAGGAGCUCCCAUCGGGCUGCAGCUAGCUGGAAAGCACUUCAAGGACGAAGAAACCCUGGCCGCUGCCGAGUUGGUAUCAAAUAUAAUGUUUUUCAAGGCUCUGGAUUUAACCACCGCACUCCGUCCCUCUCUGUUGCCCGAUGAGACUUUGCUCUUUGUCCAGGAUGCGGUGGGGUUGUAUGAGGGCAAAUAUAAGGUCGCCAACUAUCAAAACGGCCAUGCUUACCUGACGUCACACCGAGAUUCCCAUGCUUACUUGAACCAGGCAGGUUUCUUGAAGUCCUCCGCGAAGAUCACCAUAUACCCCAAACCCCCGAAGAACCAAGAUAGAUCGAAAAGCGCUGGCGCAAGCCCAUCCCCGUCACUACCUUCCAAAGCUAGUUCACAGUCCCCUCUCCCUCAGGCGUCAACACCGCAAUAUACCCCGCCGCUCCCAAAGCCAUUGAAUGCAACUUGGAUUUGUCCUAUAUGCUCCUUCUCCAACCCAGUGCCUUCCAACUUUGACCCCUCUACGGCUACUCAUUCGACUCCAAUCCCACCGUGUCUCGCAUGUGGUAUAAAGCCCCCAUUCACAACCAUCCUUAAGGCUGCUAUCGCCGCUGCAGCUAGCCGUAAAGGUUCUUCGACAAAUUUGGGAGGCAGCCAGCUGGGACAGGAGUCACAAACUCAGGGUAAUGGGCAUAAAAACAGUUCAAGCCAGAAAGUUGGCACAUCGAUACCAUGUCCUCGAUGCACCUUUGUGAACCACCCUUACCUUCUCGAUUGUGAGAUAUGCGGCGCUUCCUUAUCGGCUGCGAGCGAGCUGAGCCCCUCCAUCGAUCAGAGUAGAUCGGAAUCUCCGGCGCCGAUUUUUGAGGAAGGAAAUAUUCGCAACACUCAAGUCAGCGAGAGUAUAAAACUUUCCUUUAGAGGAGGCGGAGAGAAACCUUUCCUAGAGAGGCUCAAGGGCGCGCUGAUCCAAAGGAAAUGGCUGCUCUACGAUGCGCCACCUGUACCACAACAACCCUCGCAGUCCCAGAUGACCUCGUCACCUGGCUUAACGCUGGCUGCACCUUCUGGUGUCAUUGCACCUGCCCAGACCCGAUCACCUGGGGUUGGUAUUGCCGGUCUAGAGCGGCGAGGGCUUGAAGCACGUCGAAAUAACGAAUUCGUUAUUGGAAAUGCAUUCGAGGACCUCGAAGCGCUUAUGGCCUCAGCAAAGCAAAUUGUCGCGCUCGCCGAGACACUUGCAAGAGAAUCCGGAAUGUCCAGCGGAGAGGCCAACUCAGAAGCCAACGCAGUACUUUCUGAGUCGGCAGCGGCUCUUGGAAUGGUCACCACUAAAGAUAUGCUCGGGUCUGGAGCUGCGAAUCUUUACCUCUCGGAGCUGUCUCGAAAUCUAGCGGAGUAUCUUACUGACGACCGAAAGGGGGUUUUACACAAAGAGGGUGGAAUUAUGAGUUUGAUAGACCUGUGGGCGGUAUUUAACAGAUCUCGAAAUGGGGUAGAGCUCGUGAGCCCCUCUGACUUCCAGAGAGCUGCUGAGCUGUGGGAAAAAUUAAAAUUACCUGUACGCCUUCGCCGAUUCAAGAGCGGUCUUCUUGUGGUUCAGAGAUAUGACUGGAGUGAUGAAAAGACUAUUCAACACCUACUAGACUGGAUGACCGAGCUUCGUCGAACUCCCCCUUCCGAACCGGUCCCCUGGGAUUGGCAAUUAUUUGGACGUCCAGUGACGGCGCAGGAGGCUGCGCAACGUUUCAAGUGGAGCGUUGGUGUCGCAGCCGAGGAACUGGAGAUGGCUGAAGAUAAAGGCGUUCUGUGCAGAGAGGAAGGCAUUGAGGGCCUGAGAUUUUGGAAAAAUUACAUCACAUUUGAUCCAGAAUCGGAGGAUACUGGCGGGCUUUCUCUCUCCAUUCUCGACGUUUAA
This is a messenger RNA of Aspergillus ochraceoroseus IBT 24754, 3574 nucleotides long. RefSeq lists its product as uncharacterized. The transcript has 11 exons. Lineage: Eukaryota; Fungi; Ascomycota; Eurotiomycetes; Eurotiales; Aspergillaceae. The record is from RefSeq and is a predicted model, not a curated record. Gene Ontology annotation, molecular function: ubiquitin binding; phosphatidylinositol-3-phosphate binding. The coding region runs from base 155 to 3574 and encodes 1139 amino acids.